ACCUGAGGAACUUUCACUAAACCCCUGACUCACACUUCAGUCUCUCUCCCCCUCUCGCUCUCCCUCUCUCUCUCUCUCAGCACAGCUGGAUUGAACAGAAUGAUCACUGGCUUGAGGAGGACCAGAAUCUGCUAGCUCCGCACACCGCCAGAGAGAGCGGAGAGAGGGAGCCAGAGAGAGCGUGCGCUCAACUAUCAGGUCAUCCAGCUCGUAAAAUCCGUUGUGUUCUGACAACGAGAACAGAGAGGAGCAAGAAGACUUCACUUAACAGACACAACACACUCUGUGCUUUCAGAAAUGCACGGAUUAUGGGAACAUUUGAUCGAUGCGCCUUCCAUUCUCUGCUUUUCAGGCUUUUUGGUGACUGUAAAAGAGUAGCACGAAGACUUCAGGAGUGUUUUCAAAGAGGACAGAAUGAAGAAAUCCUCUGGACUCAACGGCUGGAUGAAAGAUGCUAUGAAGAAAAGAAGGAUACAUGACCUCUAACCGAACUUGGGAGGUAACAAACUUUUGUCUUUAAGAGUCUAGCAGCGUUAUUAAGGGACAUUAUGAACUUGCAUGCCAACAUUUCAAAACCUGUGCCUAAAAGCAUCUUCACCUCUUCGAACCUCAUGCCCUUUGACCCUGACACCUGGACACCGAGCCCGGACAUCAUGCUGGGUAAUGUGGUUCGUAACAGUUCCAUAGGCUGUAACAGAAGUUGGGCUGACACCGAAGCAUCUCUCUUUCCCAAUUUAUCCAUCAGCAGCACUUCCAGUGAAAAAACAGAACCGCUGUCAUGGCAAAGGUGCAACGGCGAGACAAGCAAAGAGGAAUUAGUUCGGAAAAACUGGGCUGCGUUACUGAUUUUGGUUGUGGUCAUUAUUACGGUUACCGGGAACAUUUUAGUAAUCAUGGCUGUCAAUCUGGAACGAAAACUGCAAAAUGCCACCAAUUACUUUCUCAUGUCACUGGCUGUGGCAGAUAUGCUUCUGGGACUUCUGGUCAUGCCUGUCUCCAUGGUGACCAUUGUGUAUGGUUACUCCUGGCCCCUGCCUGCAUCACUGUGUCCCAUGUGGAUCUACUUGGAUGUUCUCUUUUCCACCGCCUCCAUCAUGCACCUGUGCGCUAUCUCGCUGGACCGUUAUGUGGCCAUCCGUAACCCCAUCCGACACAAUCGGUCAAACUCACGCUCCCGCGCCCGGGCCAAGAUCACGGCCGUGUGGACCAUCUCAGCAGGCAUCUCCAUGCCAAUCCCAGUGCUGGGUCUGCGCGAUCACACCAAAGUUUUCAAGGAUGGCAGCUGCCUAUUGACUGACAACUCUUUCGUGUUGAUUGGGUCCUUUGUGGCUUUCUUUGUGCCAUUGACCAUUAUGGUGGUGACCUACUUCCUGACUAUCAGCGCUCUGCAGAGUGAGGCGACUCUCUGCCUCGACCAACUGGUGCCCAGGCCCAAAUGGAGCGCAGGAUUCACUCUCAACUUCCUCCCCGGACCCUCGUUCUCGCCCUCAGAGAAAAAGCUGUUCUUGCGGCGCUCGUUGAGCCGAGAGGCGGGGGCAGACUCAGGGGUUGUGACCCCACCUUUCGGACGGCACACGGUGCAGACCAUCAGCAACGAGCAAAAAGCCUCCAAAGUUCUGGGCGUGGUUUUCUUCCUGUUCGUGGUCAUGUGGUGUCCGUUUUUCAUCACUAAUGUAUUAGUGGUGGUUUGCGAGCCGGUGACGUGCGACGCUGAUGUGAUGAACAGACUGCUGAAUGUGUUCGUGUGGGUCGGUUACCUUUCCUCCGCCGUUAACCCGCUGGUUUACACGCUCUUUAACAAGACUUACCGCUCAGCCUUCGCCAGAUACAUCCGAUGCCAGUUUCACGAGGAGAAGAAACCGCUACAACUAAUUCUGGUCAACACCAUUCCACCGCUGGCCUAUCAGUCCACACACCUGCCGCUCACUGGAUCAAUAGGCAAUGGGGAUUUCUCUCUGCCCCUUCCCAAUAAAAACCACCAUCUGUCCAAAAGCAGCAAAAAUGAGAGUGUCAGCUGCUUGUGAAUUCACUCGGCGAACUCGCAAAAUGCCAGACGUAACCCUGGAUUUUCUUCUGGGUUUCAUGUUUGGCAUUCUCUCCGUCUUACCUUUGCAGAAAUCAGUUAUGAUUGGUCUAAAGUAUUAGUAGUCAAAGCCCAACUGCAUCAAUGAACGGACGGCUUCACGAUCUAUGACUGUAUCACAGCGUACUCACACAUCAAAAGAACUCUGAUCGGGAUUUGUCCUGACUGCAAAUGUCAGUUGAAUCAAUGGGAUGAAACCUCUCUGGUUAUAAAAAUUGUAUAUAAGUGUUAAGUCAAAGUUUAAGUCAAAGUUAGUUUUUUAUGUAGCACUUUAUAUGCAGAGAGUGAAGUCUAAAUUCAUGGGAGAUCAACAGUGUUUUGUUUACAGCAUCUGUUUUUUGAAAACAAGCGUGGUUGAUGUGACUUGAGUUUUUGUACUGCGUCAAACGACUGAGAUGCUGUAGCCUCGUAUAAGCUGACUUGUGUGCUGCUGAUUUAUCAUUUUAGCAGACAUUUGUAUUACUAGUCACUGAAUCCAGACACAGAAGGACAAGAUAGUGGUUUUAGGACCUUACCUUAAAAAGUAUGAAACAGUUUCUGGGAUCAAAGCAUAAGGACCACUUUUAUUUAAUUAUUAGAAGUGACUUUUUUAAAUGAUUCCUAUUAUAUGAUAAGAACAAUGAUAAAAAAAAUCAUGCCUAUAGAAGCCUGUUUCCACUUCAGAGUAAAAUAAAAUAAGUAAAAUUGUGAGACUAUGUUUUAAAUAAGAAAUGUAGGGCCCUAUCAUAUAUUGGUGCGAGGCGCAGCGCAAGUGAGUUUGCUAGUUUCAGUCUGACGCGUUUAACUAGCAAAUGCAUUUGCACCCUUGUGCUUGCUGGUCCAAAAAAAAAGGUGUUUUCAGGAGCAUUGGUGGUGCGUUGCUAUUUUAAUGAACUGAAAAUAGGCUGAAAAAAGAAACCUGGUCUAAAGUCUAAUAUCAAUGCGCAGUAUUUUUUUUGUUGCUAUUUAUAAUGGGCGGGUCCACAGCGCGCGUUGACUUAUCGUAGGCUACAUACAAAAAAAAUGUAAUGAUGGACAGUCAAUGAGUGUUUUCAGAAUUAGCCUUGCGCACGAGCAAAUCGGUUUCUUUGUUUGAGAAGAGUUCAGAUUUUUGCCAAAAAAGUCCACCAUGGCGCGAGCGCAACUCGAUGAUACUCUGAUUGAUUUAGUGCACGUUAUGCCCAAAAAACACCCAUUAUUUAAGAGAAAAGAGAAACAAUCCAUUUGGACUAUGCGCCCGUGCGCACAGACCGUUUUAAAAUAGCAAAAGUGGAUUUGGACACGAGUCCUGAGUGCACCUGCACCGUGAACUUUAGAUUUUGGGCCCUAUUUUUACAUUUUCAAAUACAAAGCUAUGUAUGAGACAUGUAUGGGGGGGGUCACAAAUGCUGCAUUCAUUUGAUUAAAAAAAAUACAGUAAAAGUAAUAUUGUAAAAUAUUGUUAUUGUUUAAAAUUACUGUUUUCUAUGGUAAUGUAUUUUAAAAUGUCAUUUGGUGGCAGAGCUUUCAGUAUCCAUUACUGUAUCCUUCAGUGUCACAUGAUCCUUUAGAAACAGUUCUAAUCUGCUGAUUUGGUGAAUAAGAAAUAAUUAUUAUCAAUGUUGAAACACUUAAUAUUGUCGUGGAAACGUUUAAUUUUUUCAGUGUUCUUUAAUGAAUAGAACUUUUUUAAAAAACAGCAUUUAAAAUGGAAAUCUUUGGUAACAUGGUAAAUGUCGCUUUUGGUCUAUUUAAUGCAUCCUUGCUGAAUAAAAGUAUCAGUUUCUUUUUUUAAAAAAAAGCAACAAAACAAAUGUGCAGAGCAUAUAGUAUGGUUUAAAUCUAUAGCUGUUACUCUGAGGAGGAAAUGGGCUUCCAUAGAAACUUUCUCGGAUAAAUCUUUAAAAGACUACAAUCCAGAUUAGAAAGCAUGCUGUUUGAGCAGUAUUUUCCUGGUGGUAAACAUCAGCAGAACCAGCCAAAACUAGAGGAAACCAGCAGAAACCAGCCUGGCGCAGCAUGAAAAGUCUAAGCUUUUUAUUUCAAAAGGGAACCGUAUCUGCUUUUCACCCUGUCAUUUUGGACCGAUCAAAAACAAUUUCUGAGACCUUUUGGCGUUGCACAUAUUGUUCAGGUAGUGGCAGUAUUCAAACCCAACGCUUACAUUUGUCAGAUUUGACAUUUUUGUUUUUUUUUGAAAACGUGCUUUUAAGAAGACCUGUAAGUUUUUGGUUUUGAAAAUGUACCUCUGGAUUCAGGGUUCCAUGGCAACACAAAGGGUUCAGAUCUCAGCACCUCGUGAAAACCUCUGAUCUGUUUUCUGAUUCUAUUUCCAGUGUCUGAGUUGACAGCGCUGCUGUUGUUGUUGUUGUUGUUAUGGUGAUGGUCAUAAACUUGU
Puntigrus tetrazona (Sumatra barb) is the source of this 4439-nucleotide messenger RNA. RefSeq names its product 5-hydroxytryptamine (serotonin) receptor 2A, genome duplicate a (gene htr2aa). Gene Ontology annotation, cellular component: plasma membrane; dendrite. The record is from RefSeq and is a predicted model, not a curated record. Bases 549 to 2024 code for a protein of 491 amino acids. Lineage: Eukaryota; Metazoa; Chordata; Actinopteri; Cypriniformes; Cyprinidae. Gene Ontology annotation, molecular function: G protein-coupled serotonin receptor activity; neurotransmitter receptor activity. Gene Ontology annotation, biological process: chemical synaptic transmission; G protein-coupled receptor signaling pathway, coupled to cyclic nucleotide second messenger. The transcript has 3 exons.